UUGAUGAAUUACAACAGUCUAAGUCAAAAACAAACAAGCAGAUCAAAUAUAUUUCAGACAAAUACGUUCCAGCCGGUAUCAUGCAGGGAAUUUCAACAAAUGUUAGAUUUACUAUCUAAAACCGAUAAUAUUAAUUUGUUAGCCAAAAUAUUUUCUACUUUAGGUAUAUGUUUACUAACAAAGAAUAUAGCAUACGAUCAAGCUAUAAAAUAUGGCGCACUCUACAAUAAACUGGCUCUAGUUUUAAGGAGUAAUUUACAAACUAAAUCUAUAGUUGCACUUAAUUUGAUAUCUUCUAUGUUGUAUCUUGAUAAUGAAAAGGGACUGACGCGAAAAAAGGCAUUGCAUGUGUAUGCCAAAAAUAUGAUAAGGUUAAGUGGUUGCCUCACAGCAAUGAGUGAAUUGUUUACAAGUUUUAUGAUGCACCAAGAUAAUUGGAAGGCACUCUGUCGAAGCAUCAGUGUAACGUGUAAUGGAAAUACUCCUAACCAGUCGCAUUGUUCUCACCUUGUACCCUUGUGCGUACAGAGAUGUCAACGAGGAAACCUGGAGCCCGUUUCAGUAUUACUAAGUCUUCUUUCAAAACAUCAAAGCAAUGUUAAAUUGUUUCACGAAUGCAAUGGAAUGUCAAUUUUUAAAGGAGAUUUUCUCCGAAAUGAAGAAUGUCUACAACUGUUGAACUUAGUUCUGGAAAGCGCUAAGCCUCAUUAUCGUGAAGAAGUUUUAGAAGCAUCAGAGUUAUUUCGUGAACUCCGUUUCAAUUUAAACAAAUAUGGACUUAACUCUCCGAUAGGACAAUGGGUUUCCGUCAUUCUAUUUUCACACAGCAAAGUUGUAGAAACUAACAUAAAUGUGGAUACGGAAGAGGGAAAUCAUAAAUUGGGCGAAAAUUCUAUUAAUGAAACUAAAAAUACUGUUAAUGAAACAAAUGAAUUACUUUGCAAUGUUUUAAAGGAAGCCAUUGGUUGGCAAAAUCAGUUCGGCAGUAAUAGGUUUACAAACGUGUUUAAUCAAAAUUACGAAGUUGAAAAUAUUAACAGGCAAUCCUCGUCUUCAGAGCACAAAAUUAAAGUAAAUGAUAAAUUACCACACAAUGCAGAAUAUCAAAGAAGUGACCUUUUUAGAUUCCCAGCUGCUAAUUAUAGCAAAAACGAUUUGUCUUUGUCUUUUUUAUUGAAGCACAACCCUAAAGAGCCGAGAUUAAGAAAGCCAAAAUAUAUGCUAAGGUCUGACCAAUUUCCAAUCGACGAUGAAACUUUCCUGCAUCAAUCUUCCCUGCUCAAGAGCUAUGAAACGUCGUCAAGAAAUAACAUUGACGAUACAAUACUAAAUUUUAACCCUCCUUUUGUUUCGACACCAAAACGAAAUAAAUACUCAAAUGUAAAAUCUUUGUCCAAAAUAAGCCUUGAAACAAAUUCUAUAUACCCAACAUCAAGAGACCAUUCUACCUUUAAAAAAACAAUUCAUCACAAGAGAAAAUUAGUCAACACCACACAGACUCAUAAAAGACUGCGCAAUAGAUCUAUGAGUGCCAAAUUUUUGGAUAUCCUAAACGGAUCCUGCACAACAAUUAUUAAAGGAUUUAAGAGCAUAUUCGCGUCUAAGAAAUCGUCUAUGAAUAUCGAUGAUAGAUCAAAAGAAGUCACAAUAAAUGCGGCAACAGACAAUUUCUGUGCUUACAAUUUUACAAAGAAUGUGGAUCAAAAUGUGACUUUGGUUCAAAAAAAGGAAGACGAGUUGACGAAUAUUACAAAGGAAUUUAGCAUGCAAUAUAGUAAUUUUAGUUCUUGUAAUACAUGCAACGAUACUUUUGUUUUGAAACACAAAUUUGCUAACGAUGCCUUCCUGCAGCAGACAGUUAAACGUUUGAAAAUGGGCAUUAACCUGUAUGGUUGUGACUUUAAGAAAAUAUCAAGAACUAUGUGGCCACGGGAAACAUACAUGACACCAAAUGUUCUUUAUACUUUGUACCGAAAACUUAUAAUCAAACAAUAA
Messenger RNA from Pararge aegeria (speckled wood butterfly), 1995 nucleotides. RefSeq lists its product as uncharacterized. The record is from RefSeq and is a predicted model, not a curated record. Bases 4 to 1995 code for a protein of 663 amino acids. NCBI's taxonomy places the organism in Eukaryota, Metazoa, Arthropoda, Insecta, Lepidoptera, Nymphalidae. The transcript is spliced from 9 exons.